Molecule: messenger RNA, 3447 nt
Organism: Seminavis robusta
Lineage: Eukaryota; Bacillariophyta; Bacillariophyceae; Naviculales; Naviculaceae
Source: the annotation of a GenBank genome assembly
UUAUAAAAAACGAACCUGGUUACUUAGGGAUAAGGCAGGGACCCAAGGUCGGAGGUCUGACCGAGGGCUUAAGAGAGGGCGCAAGCCCGACAGCCCGAUGGUCAGGCCGGAGACCGAUGGGGCACAGCCGGCCCUAAGUACCGGUUCGUUUUGUUAGGAACGAAUAACGGCUGGUUUGUAUUUGUAACCGCCGGUCUGUGUAGAACUCUGUACAGUACUACUACAGACCACGGUAUCAAAUACAAAACCUGCCGGUUCGUUCCAAUCGAAUCCUUGGGUGGUGCGAAAGAUCGCGGUUCUGGAUGUGUUCGGGAGGUGCACUCGGCACCCGGCAAGAACUUUUUGUGCCAGAUUCUUCCCAGAGAUCAAGGGGUUUAUGGGUUUAUUAGAGUGGGGCAGUUAUCUGCGGAUACAUCAUAGAUGGAGCUUUGACUUGCAAGCAGAGGGCAGAAUACCAUGAAGAAUUAUCAAGGCCUCCAUGUUCUUGCACUUGUCUUUGCUGGUUUGGGUACAGCCUCAGCUUCGGCACACUUGAGAGCCAAGACAGGAAACGCUACAGCAACAACAGAGAGGCAGUUGGACUUUUUCAAGGAGGUAGGAGACACUUCGCUUUCACUCGCGGGAGAUGUGACCAUCGGUAUCCUCGGCGAUGCGCCAGUUUUCAAAACAUGCGAUGCGCCCAAUAAGCAAAUGGGUGUUGUGCCGGAUGGCUUUCUGGAUCCACUAUCUCAAUGCUACCGGUCCAUUCAGGCGCCACUGCAGAUCUUCCGGGGCAUGGCGGAGAGCCUCUUUGGCGACCUGGCCACGAAUGAGGUUGUCAAGGGUGUUUUCGACGCCGUCUUCAAACCAUUCGAGGAAAUAUUGGAAAACGUGGAAAAGGCCCUUGGGUUUGAAGGCGUUAUCUGCGCUGGUGACUUUGAUGCAGUAGAAGUUGUCCAGCCUGAAGAUCGCGGCGAAAUGGUUGGUACUUGCCAGGGCAUGCCUCUUUCCAUGGAUAACAAUGCCGAGUGGUCCAUUUUUGCAGGAACCAUCACUCUUACACCUGAAAAGUCCACUGCAGUCUGCCAAAUGUACUCGGCUGUCACAUUUUCGUUCUGCAUGGCACUUUCAUUUUGUGAUAUUCUCCCAUCAGUUGCUUUCUUCAUGGAUGGGGGAGUGGCCAAUUGCAUCCUCAAUCAGAUUGGAAGGGCACUUGCUGCUACUGGUGGUGGCGCUGUCGCCACUGCAAUCAUAUCUGUUCUCACGACAAUCUUUGAAGUUGGAUUCAAGAAUGCUGGAUUUGGAUUCUCUCUUUCUAAUGCAUUCGAAAUACCAAUGCCCCUUUUUAAUGGAGAAGAGCUAUUCUGGCAUCGUGCUCGACCAACACAGUUCACCAAGCUUGCCUUCUCUAUCGAAUCAGCAUCCAUUCAUACUGCUCUCAAGGAUUAUUUCACUCUCACAGGUGAUGUCAUCCAGGGCAUCAACGUACUCAUGCCCAAUGGUGAGCCAAUCUCUGAGAAACUCUUUGAUCAAGGCCUUGAAGGGUUUGAUGCACGGGUGGCUGACAACAUUGCAAAACAGUUUGAGGAUUUUCAAGUGCAAACAGUUCUACAGGGAACUCUGCAGUUGAAACUGAACUUCCACAAUGUGCCUUUCAUUGGAACACUUUUCCCGGAAUUUGAGUUUGAGUUUGGCCGUGUAAACGCAUUUAUCUCAACAGGCAAACAGGACCUUAUACUUGACGAUGGAUCUGCUCGCUCAGUCUAUCCUGGGAUGUCAGCAUUCAUUGGGCAAUCUGGCAAUGAAAGGAUCCUGGCAGAUGCAAUCAGGACCAUCAUAAAGUCACUUGACGGUAUCAUUGACUCCUUGCUCCCCAGAAUGGAAAUUGUGGAAUUCUUUACAGGUGGGAAGAGUGUGGGGGACAUCGUUGCAGAAUUUCUCUUGGAGCAGAUGGAUCUUGAGGUUGAGUCACCAACCAAAUCAUAUGGCCUUGCUGUCACCAUGAAUGCAGAGUACAUUGGAUUCAUUAUUUCCGUCCCGAUUUUGUUGGGAAAGUCACUUGCAGAGCCUGUGGCUGACUUCACCUUUAGGUGUACAACUGACUAUGAAAAACUUGGUUGUGAGAUUGAAUUUGACAAUGUUUCUGCCCUUGUUACAGCCAUUGCCAAGGAAAUUGAAGGUGGGAUCAUCUGGAUUUGGAAGGAAGUUGAUGAGUUCUUCAAGUUUGAAGAAACUGCUGAGACAAUUGGGGAAGCUUUUGAGAGAGCAGGUGAACAGGCACAACAAGUUUUUUCAAAAGAGAAUAUUGAGCAGACUCUAAAAGACAUUGUCGAAGGCAAACUAGAUGUGGAUCAAGAGCUCCAAGAACUGGCAUCCAUUGGAUAUGCCGCCAUAUCAGCAUUUUGCAAUGAUGAAGCAGGGUGCAAGCCAGAUGGGACAUCUUGCUUUGGAGAUCCUCUUGGCCUGAAAAAGAAACAAGGUGCUUGCUGUGAUUGCUGCAAUGAUGACACAGAUUGGGUUGGUCUCACCACAUCCAGUGGAUUGCCUGGCAGGGCAUGUGGCACAGAGCCAAAGUGGAAGGAUGGCACAUUUUGUCUGGCAGGUCUGACAUGUCACAUGUGUGAGAAUGAGAGUUCUGACUGGUUGUCAGUGCCCUCCUUUGGGGAUUUACCUGGCCAUGCCUGUGGAAAAGAGCCUUGUUGGGCUGAUGGCCGUCCAUGUUUACGUGGCAUAUCCUGCGAGAGCAAAUGCUGCAGCGAUGACUUCAUGUUUGCAAAAUGUGGCAAAAAAGGAUGUUUGGGAGAUGGAACUGCCUGUCUUCUUGGGACAUCUUGCUUUGACUGCUGCAAUGGGGAAACCUGGUGGCAUUCUAAGUUUGGAACAGCCUGUGGAGUGGAGCCCAAGUGGUCUGAUGGAACCGGUUGUCUAAAGGGCAUCAACUGCCAGAUGUGCCAGAGUGGAACCAGCAGUGACUGGCUGGCUACACCCCCACUUGGAUUGCCAGGGCAUGCAUGUGGACAUGAGCCAUGCUGGGAAGAUGGUCAUAAUUGUGUCAAUGGCAUCAGCUGCCACAAGUGUUGCAGCAGCGACCACAUGGAAUUCAAAUGUGGGAAGCAAGGAUGCUGGGGAGAUGGUACACUUUGUCUCUUUGGUGGGUGCAAGAACUGCUGCAGUCACGAGAAUUCUUGGUGGGAUGAUAAGAUUGGCAAUGCUUGUGGCCGGCAGCCGUGCUGGGGAGGUGGUCGUGAAUGUGGAUUGGUCUGUCACAGGUGCUGCGGUGGCUCCCAUGAGAAGAAGCAAGGGUUUUGGGACUUUUUCCCAAAACGAUAUUGCAACUAGCUAGUAGAUGAGAUGGGACCCGCUCCAGCGCAUAGAGCCCGCUCUCUCUCUCUCUCUCUGCGCUUCUAGCUAGAUAGGCAGCAUCAGAUAACUACAUCUACAUAUUUAAAAAUCUAUUUGCUGCAGGUC